AGUAGCUGGGCAGCUGUGCAGAAAAAACCCCACAUCCCGAGAGAGAAACAUGACUGAAAACCAAGAAUUCAGCGAGUCUUUGCAGGACAGCAAGGCUGCAUACGUCCUCAGUAAUGUUGCCGAAGUGGUUGAAAGAAUCCUGACGUUCGUACCAACCAAGUCGCUGCUUCAGGUGGCGAGUGUGUGCAGGCUGUGGAGGAACUGCGCGCGCAGAGUGCUCAGGACUCAGCAGCAGCUCAGCUGGGUGUCCUCCUCCUCCUCCUCCUCUUCUUCCUCUGGAGCCUCCAGCUCCCAGGGACACUCUCUCUUCAGCAGCCUGGCCAAAGAAGUGGAGAAAGUAUUUCUCCAGCCAAGAACGGUUCUGACGAUGGUAGAUGAUUUGACUUUCAGUGGAAAAGCUUGUACUUACACACACAACAAAGCAAAAAGGAGUCGUUACAGUUCAGAUACAGUUGAAGAGCUGAAGCAGCUUUUCCCCAAAGGAUGUGAUAUCAUGGGCAUCACUACGCCAGGGGUCGUAUUGACUCGUACCGGUUCUUGCUCCAAUCCUCCUGAGGAGUACCAGGAUGGCGAAGCUGGUUUUGCGCUCAUGUUUCCCAGCAUUGAGGGUGUCAACAUCAAGCCCUUUCACUUCUGUAAGAAGACCAUCUCCCCAACUGCCUUGAAAGAAGCAGGACUAGUUGAUAACUCUGAGCUGCGUGUUGUGCUGCUGUUUGUCUAUGAGGCAUAUAAACCGGGGGGGGCAAAGUUCCUCAACCAGAUUCUAGAACCGCUUUCCAAGAGCAAGGCUGUAAUCGCAGGAGGGUUUGUGGAAAAUGUCUUCUCUCCUCCCAGCCAGUGCUGCAGCCAGGGUUCCUGCGGUGUGGUGGGUCUGGCCCUGAGUGGAUCUAAGGUCCAGGGGGCUUCUGUGCUCCUGGACCCGCACGUCAGCAAUGCUAAGGCGGCCGAAGCCACAGUCCGGCGGCUAAAGGCGGCCAAAAUUCCAGAGAAAAACACGCUGGGGUUCAUGUUUGCCUGCUUGGGGAGAGGCCGAGGCUACUACAACAACCAGGCCAAUGUAGAAGCAGACGCUUUUCACAAGGUGUUCCCCAACAUGCCGCUCUUUGGCUUUUUCGGCAACGGGGAGAUUGGAUGUGACCGCAUCAUCAAAGAGGACUACACGCUGUGUGACACAGAGACAGACAUGGACAGUCUGCAGCACGAGUACACGACCGUCAUGACCCUGGUGCAUCUAGGCUGACUGCCCUGUAUUAAUGAUGAUCAAAUGGGAAGAACGACGGACCAUUGUGCUGUUGUUUGCAGCUGCCGUUGGGAACAACGAACAUUAUGUCGGGACGGUGACUCGGUAUUGUCUCCAUUUAUAUUACUAAAGAAGGAAAAUGGUCCCUUUAGCCGUAAAUGCAGUGUCAACAUUUGGAAGAUCACACCCCUUAGAGACACAGUGAGCAAAGCUUUUUAUUUAAACUAGUGGGUCUCACAAUUCAUAGAAAAAAAUACACAUUUUACUGUUGUGUAAUAUAUUUGCAUCGAUUUUCCCCAUAUUCAAAUACGUUCAAGGCGCAUCUUGCCCCCUCACUUUGAAGGUGAGUAUCCAUAGUUGUUUUUUUCAAGCUUUUAUUUUUGAUUUAGCAAAAGCACUUUUAUUCAUGUAAGUAAAAGAAGAAGUGUUUUUUCUUUAAAAACAAAAUCAGGGUAAAUUUGUGCACGUUUUACACUUAAAGCUCUAAAGCAUUCACACCGGGUGUGGGGGGGAGGGUGAUGAAACUCCAUUUGCCUUAAUAUUCAUACAGAUAAAUAUUAGUUAUCUUCAAUACAGGAAGAUUCAGUCUGAGCUUUGCAGUGCACAUCUUUUUUUGUCCAUAUUUCCAUAUCACAUCUACAACUACUUACUUCCAAUAGUUAAUAGUCAUCUUGGCCUCUUUAGCUGAAAAAACAAAGGAAGUGAACACAGUUUCGAUUCCCCCUUUGUCUACUUAAGUGAUGGUGUCCAGGGAGAUCUUGACCCUUCUAGAAGGAUGGUGCUAGGUGAUUGGAAAUUACUCUGUACCGGUCGAAAGUUGAGGAAAAAGGAAAUAUUUCUGGGUCUUGGUAAAUAACCAGUAUUUUUUAGUGACUGUAGUGAUUGCUAGUUGUUUUUUUGUUUUUGUUUUUAAUUUGCAGAUUUUAAAAAGCUGCCAGCAUUACAGAUGUCGUUAUAAAGACGUACCGGUCCCGGAAAAUCUAUCUGAUGCUGUACAUUUAUGUGUAGAUUUUUCCCAGACAGCCCUGUGACUUGAUGUUUGGAUUGUGCCAAUGACAUGAUGGUGCAAUUUGUAUGUACUUUGUCGGUUCAAAUUAAGUUUAAAUUUUUGUGUUUUAAAAGAAAAAAAAAAGUACUAAUUCUUUAAUUAAAAAUUGUAAUAUUUUGCAUUUUAAAAUGAGUAAUACUGAUUAAAGUAUAUCAUUCUCUGUAAUGUUAUCAUUUGCCCAUAUGUUUAAGAAGAAAUGCAAACGACUGCCUAUUUUAAGCAUACUUGUUUUGUUGUUGCACUUUUCUACGUGUUCCAUAUCUUUUCUGCUAAACUCAACAAUAAAUUACAGUC
This is a messenger RNA of Cololabis saira (Pacific saury), 2582 nucleotides long. It is a transcript of the gene fbxo22, whose product is annotated as F-box protein 22. Gene Ontology annotation, biological process: positive regulation of proteasomal ubiquitin-dependent protein catabolic process; protein polyubiquitination; regulation of skeletal muscle fiber development. The transcript has 7 exons. Gene Ontology annotation, molecular function: protein binding. The coding region runs from base 50 to 1240 and encodes 396 amino acids. The record is from RefSeq and is a predicted model, not a curated record. Lineage: Eukaryota; Metazoa; Chordata; Actinopteri; Beloniformes; Belonidae.